Molecule: messenger RNA, 1228 nt
Organism: Nipponia nippon (crested ibis)
Lineage: Eukaryota; Metazoa; Chordata; Aves; Pelecaniformes; Threskiornithidae
Source: RefSeq, a predicted model, not a curated record
AUGGCUUCAAAGGUCUCAUGCUUAUACGUUUUGACAGUAGUUUGUUGGGCAAGCGCUCUUUGGUACUUAAGUAUAACUCGCCCUACUUCGUCCUACACUGGCCACAGACAGCUCAGUAGCAUAUCUAUAGCCAGGAAAAAUGUUUCCUUUGGCAACAUAAGAACUCGACCUAUAAAUCCACAUUCCUUUGACUUUCUUAUCAAUGAACCCAACAAAUGUGAGAAGAGUGUUCCUUUCUUGGUCAUUCUUAUCAGCACAACUCACAAAGAAUUUGAUGCAAGGCAAGCCAUUCGAGAAACGUGGGGCGAUGAAAACAACUUUAAAGGAAUUAAAAUCGCCACGCUAUUUCUUCUUGGAAAAAACACAGAUCCUGUGUUAAAUCAAAUGGUAGAGCAAGAAAGCCAAAUUUUUCAUGACAUUAUUGUGGAGGAUUUUAUCGACUCUUAUCAUAACCUCACUCUGAAAACAUUGAUGGGGAUGAGGUGGGUAGCAACAUUUUGUUCAAAAGCAAAGUACGUUAUGAAGACAGACAGUGAUAUUUUUGUAAAUAUGGAUAAUCUUAUUUAUAAGCUGCUCAAACCUAACACCAAGCCAAGGAGAAGGUACUUCACCGGUUAUGUUAUAAACGGAGGACCAAUACGAGAUGUUCGCAGUAAGUGGUACAUGCCGAGAGAUCUGUAUCCCGACAGCAAUUAUCCACCCUUCUGUUCAGGCACCGGCUACAUAUUUUCAGCUGACGUAGCGGAACUGAUUUACAAAACCUCCCUUCAUACCAGACUACUUCAUCUUGAAGACGUGUACGUUGGACUCUGUCUUAGGAAGCUGGGCAUUCACCCCUUCCAAAACAGUGGCUUCAAUCACUGGAAAAUGGCUUACAGUUUGUGCAGGUACCGCAGGGUGAUCACAGUGCACCAGAUAACACCAGAAGAAAUGCACAGAAUUUGGAAUGACAUGUCCAGCAAGAAACAUCUUAGAUGUUAAGAUUUUUACAGAUGUAAAUACCUUUUUUUAAUUUUGGUUUAGUGUCGUUAUUUUUUGACAAAGUGAUCUGCUGAUUUACAGGUUAAACUGUGGGAUAUUAACUGUGAGAGGAUUUUUAAUGACUGAUUUUUCAUUCUUAUUUUGACUACUGGUUUACAGACUUCAGGCUGUUUUCAUAAGGACAUUACACCAACCAAAAGGCUCUAGAGUCAAAUCUCAGAUUUUGUAUAUUAUCCUCCAUCACACA